Stegodyphus dumicola is the source of this 1318-nucleotide messenger RNA. Its product is annotated as histone H3.1. The record is from RefSeq and is a predicted model, not a curated record. Gene Ontology annotation, cellular component: nucleosome. Gene Ontology annotation, molecular function: structural constituent of chromatin; protein heterodimerization activity; DNA binding. Lineage: Eukaryota; Metazoa; Arthropoda; Arachnida; Araneae; Eresidae.
CAGCUACCACAUUCUGAAAAGGACGCCUAACUAUAUAUACAAUGUAGACUUCUACUGUAUCUGUAUACAGGGGCGCUAGUACUCAGAAAUUUGUGCACCAGACCGAUUUCUUGCGUUUGUGAAGGUUUUUAGUUUUCUUAUGGCUCGUACUAAGCAGACUGCUAGGAAAAGCACGGGAGGUAAAGCACCCAGGAAACAGCUGGCAACUAAAGCUGCUAGAAAAAUUGCACCGGCAACCGGAGGUAUUAAGAAACCUCAUCGUUACAGACCAGGUACUGUUGCUCUGAGAGAAAUUCGUCGUUACCAAAAAUCAACAGAAUUGUUGAUCCGCAAACUACCUUUCCAGCGUUUAGUCAGAGAAAUCGCUCAAGACUUUCACACUGAUCUUCGUUUCCAGAGCUCGGCAGUUAUGGCUCUCCAAGAAGCCUGUGAAGCUUACCUGGUAGGUUUGUUCGAAGAUUGCAACUUGUGUGCUAUUCAUGCCAAAAGGAUUACGAUUAUGCCCAGAGACGUUCAGUUAGCUCGUCGGAUUCGAGGGGAACGAACUUAGAAAUGUUAAAUGUUUAUAUGAAUAUAUUUUAGAUGACUUGUUUUCUCACUUCUGUUACCUAAGUGCUUAUUUUUACAGUUUUCGUGCGAUUUCUUUUCCUUUCUCAUUUAGUAAUAUGCAUCAUUUAAAAGCUAGUAAAAUUAGAUAGCUUAGUUCAUUUCAAAAUUAAAACGUUCCCCGAAGUUCCCCAAUUACAGAUUGAAGUUAACGGGCAUCUUUAAACUUGUAAUAUAUUAAAUCUUUUAAUAACAAUCUUCAUUUUGUUAACAUUCAUACUUUUUAAUGUUUAAAUUUUAAUAGUCCUAUUCUGACAAUGAAUCGCCUGUCUUCGAAGAAGUAUAAUUACAGGUCUGUUUGUCAGAUACUAUUCAUUACGGAGGGAGGAGUGGCCAAUUGCAAUGUACCUGCAUUUUUUUUUUUUUUCCUUUUUUGCUUGAUUCCAGAGUUGAUAUUUAAACUGAUAAAAAUGCACUAGAUAACUUAUUCCGUGUGUAUAUUGCAAAUAAGCUGGUCGUUUCAAGGGCGACGAGUAGCGACGUACUGGAAAAAAUAUACUUUUUUUCUUUGAAGUACUUCUUAGCAGCUUCGUUUAUAUAAUAUUUAGAUCCUAUGCAUACAAAUGUUCAAAAAAAUAUUGUUGAGCUUUCGCUAUUUAUUUUAGUGUUUGUAGAAAUUUGUAUAUUCAUGCAUCAUAAUGUUAAACUUCAUGCUAUUAAUUUCCACAUUUUGAUUUUGCAUAUCAAUAAAUUUGUUUGCUGAAAGAAUAAA